AUGAAGCAUGAAGAUUACACCGUGGGAUGGAUAUGUGCGUUGCCGACGGAGCUGGCUGCAGCGGUGGCCAUGUUGGACGAACGCCAUGAUCCUCUCCCCCAGGACUCCCAUGACACCAACAACUACGCGCUGGGACGGGUUGAGGAGCAGAACGUGGCUAUUGCGUGUUUACCGUCCGGAGUGACGGGCAAUACUUCUGCUGCCAUCGUGGCGAGUCACAUCCGCUCUACCUUUCCAUCAAUCAUAUUUGGUCUGAUGGUUGGUGUUGGCGGUGGAGCUCCGAGCGUGGAGAACGAUAUUCGACUGGGUGAUGUGGUGAUCAGCAAACCCGCCGAGACGUCUGGUGGAGUGAUCCAGUAUGACUUUGGGAAAACCGUUCAAGAAGGACGAUUCGUGCGGACAGGGUCGCUGAAUCGACCGCCUGAUGUGCUGCUCAACGCUGUGAGCAGUUUACAGGCCAGAUAUAUGAUGGAGGAGGCGGAGCUUCCAAGACAUCUGUCACAAAUGCUGUCAAAAUAUCCAAAGCUGCAAAAGACUAGUGCAUAUCAGGGCGCACAGCAGGAUCACUUAUUUGAGGCAGACUAUGAUCAUCGAGCCGGCCAAGCGACGUGCGCUAAUUGUGAAACUGAUCGGCUGAUCACUCGAUCUGACCGUGAAGACGAAAUUCCCACAAUUCACUAUGGGUUGAUCGCGUCAGGGAAUCAAGUGAUGAGGGACGGAGCAACGCGAGAAAGACUACGCAAAGAGCUCAACGUACUAUGCUUUGAGAUGGAGGCGGCUGGUCUCAUGGACAACUUUCCCUGUCUAGUAAUCCGAGGGAUAUGCGAUUAUGCCGAUACACACAAAAACAAGCGCUGGCAGCCUUAUGCGGCGGCGGUGGCGGCGGCGUAUGCUAAGGAGCUCCUCUGCUGCAUCCCAGGAAAACCGGUUAGUCAUACGCAGGUGGCGACUGCGAUAGCUACGAAAAUGGUUGAGCCUCUCUUCUCCGUGCCGUUCCAGAGAGAUUACAACUUCAUUGACCGAAAAGACAUAUUCUCCCAAAUUGAGGAGCAGCUUCAAAUGCACCAUUGCGUUUCGUUAUGUGGAAUGGGAGGAAUUGGGUAUAGAUUCUUCCCUUUGAACAAACUCUUGCAGACACUGACCGAAGGUGCCAGAAAAUCCCAGAUCGCCAUUGAGUACGCUUACAGGUUUCGGCAAUCCCACCCGCAGAGUCAUGUCUUCUGGGUGUACGCAACCAGCUCUGCCACAUUUGUGCAUGCCUAUUACCACAUUGCACGUAGAUUACAGCUUCCUGCAUGCGACGAUCCCAAUACUGAUGUAUGUGAACUGGUCUUCGAGUGGCUGAAUGAGGAGGACAGUCAUUGGCUCAUGAUUGUGGACAAUGCUGACAAUGCGGAUCUCCUUUUCUCUUCGGCCGAAUCGGAUAUACCACUUGCUACUGUUACACAAACUCAGAAACCUCUAAUCGAAUACCUUCCAGCUAUCUUACAUUCUCAGAAGUCAUUACUCGUUACAACGAGAAGUAGACCCGUAGGCCAGGAUCUAGCCGACGGAGAAUCGUGUGUGGAGGUGCCGCCACUUUCAAGUCAAGAAGCGAAAGCAUUGUUGCGAUUGAAACUGAAGGGAUCUGCGAGCUCUUUCGACGUGUCUAGUACAGAAAGGCUGCUGGAUAUCCUGGGAUCUAUUCCGCUAGCCAUCACGCAGGCUGCUGCUUUUAUCAACCGUAAUCGAAUGACCAUACAAAGCUAUCUCGCAGCCCUUGAAAAAGACAAGCAGAACCUGGCGGAUUAUCUAAGUCAGGAGCUUCAAGAUCCUCGGAGACCGCGUGGUUUUCCUAAUUCGGUCUUCCGAACAUGGAAAUUGUCCUUUGAUCAGAUUCUAGCGCAAGAGCCUCAAACCGCGAAGCUGCUCUCAUUGAUGGCGAUGCUUGAUUCACAGCGGAUUCCAGAGAAGCUGUUACGGUGGCCAGCUGAGAGAGAUGUGGACUUCAGGAUGGCUAUCGGCACGCUUGACGGUUUCGCUUUGAUCAGUCAAGAGAUUGGAGGAGAGACAUACACGAUUCACCCACUCGUGCAAGCAUCAGUGCACUACUGGCUAGAGCAGAGAAGUGAGAAAGCGGAUUACGCCGGACAGGCUUUGCAACUUCUGGCGGAGAAGUUUCCGAACGGUGAGCAUGAGCAUAAAGAGACGUGUGAAUCGAUGUUGGCGCAUGCUCAAGCAGUAUUAUGGCAUAAAUGCAUAUCAGAAGAUGACAUGAGACACCGUGCAGCUCUUCUAUAUAACGUCGGAUGGUUUAAUUGGCGACAAGGGAGAUAUGACUCUGCAUAUGAAGCAGUCUCGGAAUCAUAUAACACCUAUCAAGAACGAGCAGGGGAUGUCGCUACUACCACAUUAAGUAGCUUGAGUUUACUUGCAUUGGUGCUUCAGGAUCAGGGGAAGUAUGAGGCGGCCGAGGAGAUGAACCGACGAGCGCUGGAAGGGAGAGAGAAGGUGCUGGGAGUCGAGCAUCCCGACACAUUGACCAGCGUCGAUAAUCUGGCAUUGGUGCUUCAGGAUCAGGGGAAGUAUGAGGCGGCCGAGGAGAUGAACCGACGAGCGCUGGAAGGGAGAGAGAAGGUGCUGGGAGUCGAGCAUCCCGACACAUUGACCAGCGUCAGUAAUCUGGCAUCGGUGCUUCGGGGUCAGGGGAAGUAUGAGGCGGCCGAGGAGAUGAACCGACGAGCGCUGGAAGGGUAUGAGAAGGUGCUGGGAGUCGAGCAUCCCGACACAUUGACCGGCGUUUACAACCUUGCCUACCUGUUUCACGGUCAACAACGGUAG
Letharia columbiana is the source of this 2820-nucleotide messenger RNA. RefSeq lists its product as uncharacterized. The transcript has 2 exons. The record is from RefSeq and is a predicted model, not a curated record. Gene Ontology annotation, biological process: nucleoside metabolic process. Gene Ontology annotation, molecular function: catalytic activity; protein binding. Bases 1 to 2820 code for a protein of 939 amino acids. NCBI's taxonomy places the organism in Eukaryota, Fungi, Ascomycota, Lecanoromycetes, Lecanorales, Parmeliaceae.